AUGCAUCUCGAUCACAAACUCCCAUGGAAAACUAUCGCUUCUCAUUUUACCCUAGCAAGAGAUGGAUCAAGUCCAAACUACAACCUCAUAGCUCUCGGAUUGUCUACACAAGAUGCAGCUCUUGGACACUUCAGCCGUAUCUUCAUUGCGACCAUCGAGGAGUUCUCUAAUACCGAAACAUCCAAGAUCAACCUCAAUCAAGUUGACGGGAAAUUAUUCUCGGACGAUGUACUCAACUUUCCAGAGCACCAUUUCGGCCUAGGCCCGCACGAUACGAAUUCGGCGUUAAACAAUCCGUUAGAUGCAAAACACCAGGAAUUGAAAUAUUGGAAGGGACGAGCGUCUACUGCCUCAGAGUAUGGCACAAGCCCAGAGUAUAGCGCAAGCUAUAGCACCGCAGAUGGCGAUUUGGCCGACGCAGCCAAAAUGCUGGUUAUUACAGCUGCCGUCAGCGACAAUCAAGCCAUUCGUCGCGAGGCCCUAUCCGCUCUUUGUCAACUCUCAGCACAUGUUCCCAUGUCCGACUUGCGAGGCUUGAGUUGGGGUCACGGGUUCGGACUAAGUCUUGUUGCUUCUGAAGCAUUAAAACUGUAUAUGCUAUUGAACUUGAUAGAAGCAGUUCAGUCUCGUGGUGCACAGCAGGUCUCACUACUGCGAGUUAAGAUACUGCUAUGUGCUCUAGGCAAUUAUUCACUCCAAAACUAUGACUUUCCUGCGCAGAAUAUCCCGCAUCGCGCUUUCUGGCAUUCUUUGGGGAUCACAGAGUCUUGGGCCGAUCGACAAGCAGAUGGGGUCAGGGAAAGUGAUGAACCAGUUGUGGACCCUCUGGGACUUGGGGAUGAUGAAAUCCAUCAAGAAGCAAGAAUUAAUCUUAAAAAGUAUUUGAAGGAUUGUUUUGCAAUUUUGUACGUUUAUGACGUAUUCCUAAAACAGAUUGCAAGUGAAGAAGAGCGGAAGGAGUUUUGGUCAUAUGAGAUUAAUCGCGUGAUUUUAUAUCUAUAG
Messenger RNA from Fusarium graminearum PH-1, 1002 nucleotides. RefSeq lists its product as uncharacterized. NCBI's taxonomy places the organism in Eukaryota, Fungi, Ascomycota, Sordariomycetes, Hypocreales, Nectriaceae. The transcript has a single exon. The coding region runs from base 1 to 1002 and encodes 333 amino acids. The record is from RefSeq and is a predicted model, not a curated record.